AUGGCCAGCACGGACUUUAACAAGAUGCUAUAUACGCCCCUGCCGGAGGCCGACCCCGUCGUCCAGAACAUCAUUGACAAGGAGGUCUGGCGGCAGUUCACUGGUCUUGAGUUGAUUGCUUCGGAGAACUUGACCAGUCGUGCGGCUAUGGAUGCCAAUGGUUCGAUUUUGACGAACAAGUACUCCGAGGGUCUCCCGAACGCUCGCUACUACGGUGGAAACGAAUACAUUGACGAACUUGAAAUUCUCUGCCGGAAACGCGCUUUGGAAGCCUUCCAUCUUGACCCCGCGAAAUGGGGCGUCAAUGUUCAACCAUAUUCCGGUAGCACGGCCAACUUCGCUGCGCUUACGGCUUUGAUUCAGCCUCAAGACCGUCUCAUGGGAUUGGGUCUCCCGGACGGUGGCCACCUUACUCAUGGUUACUACACCGCUAAGAAGAAGAUGACCGCUUCAUCCAUCUACUUCCAAUCACUUCCAUAUGCCAUCACCAAAGACACUCAUCUCAUCGACUAUGUUGCUCUCGCCGAGCAAGCUCGGAUAUUCAAGCCCAAGCUUAUCAUCUGUGGUGCCUCUGCAUACCCCCGUGAUUGGGACUAUGCUGCUAUCAAGAAGGUGACGGAGAAGGAAGGCGCAUUCCUUAUGUGUGAUAUGGCCCAUACUUCUGGACUCGUCGCUGCUCAGGAACUUAACGAUCCUUUUGAGUAUUGUGAUGUUGUUACUACUACCACACACAAGACUCUUCGUGGCCCGCGUGCAGGUUUGAUCUUCUUCAGAAAAGACCUCCCGAAUUCCCCCGACCUCGAGAAGCGAGUGAACGAGGCUGUCUUUCCCGCUUGCCAGGGUGGUCCACACAAUAACACGAUCGCAGCUGUCGCUGUCGCAUUGAAGCAAGUUGCUGACCCCGCGUUCAAGCAAUACGCCAAGCAGGUUAUUGCUAACGCUCGCACACUCGGUGCUCGGCUCGUCGAACACGGCUACAAACUCCAAACCGGCGGCACAGAUAACCAUCUAGUUCUCUGGGAUCUCCGGCCCCUCGGACUUACCGGCAGCAAGGUCGAGAAAGUCUGCGAUUUGAUGGGCAUCACAAUCAACAAAAAUGCUGUCUCUGGUGACGCCUCUGCCCAAGUACCUGGUGGUAUCCGCCUUGGCACAUCGGCACUUACCUCCCGAAACAUGCUCGAGGCCGACGUGAAGCAGGUUGCCGAUUUCCUGCACCGUGCUGUUCAGCUAUCUCUGCUCCUGCAGAAGGAGGCUGGGAGCAAGCUGCUCAAGGACUUCGUACGCGUUGCCACCUCUCAGGAGGAGGGCAAACAAGGUUUCGCCCAGGUGAAGCAAUUGAGAGACGAGGUCCAGAAGUUCGCCACCAAAUGGCCGCUCCCUGGUGUCGAUGUCACCACGUUGAAGAAGCCUGAGGGACUUCACGAACUCCUGUAG
Messenger RNA from Pleurotus ostreatus (oyster mushroom), 1434 nucleotides. RefSeq names its product Serine hydroxymethyltransferase, cytosolic (gene SHM2). The transcript has 9 exons. Gene Ontology annotation, cellular component: cytoplasm. The coding region runs from base 1 to 1434 and encodes 477 amino acids. The record is from RefSeq and is a predicted model, not a curated record. Gene Ontology annotation, molecular function: zinc ion binding; serine binding; cobalt ion binding. NCBI's taxonomy places the organism in Eukaryota, Fungi, Basidiomycota, Agaricomycetes, Agaricales, Pleurotaceae. Gene Ontology annotation, biological process: tetrahydrofolate interconversion; folic acid metabolic process; L-serine catabolic process.